This is a messenger RNA of Colletotrichum phormii, 531 nucleotides long. RefSeq lists its product as uncharacterized. The transcript is spliced from 2 exons. The record is from RefSeq and is a predicted model, not a curated record. Bases 1 to 531 code for a protein of 176 amino acids. Lineage: Eukaryota; Fungi; Ascomycota; Sordariomycetes; Glomerellales; Glomerellaceae.
AUGGCUAGCACCUCCGUCCUCGUUCUCGCUAAGUCAUCCACCUCUUCGCCUCCGAGUGCCGCCAUCUUGGCAACGGCCGACUACGAAGAUACGCAAGCGCUCGUGAAAGCUAUCAAGGGCGCGCUUGAGGCGGACACCAGCAGAACCAAGCGCUUCCUCAAGAAAAACAUCAUUUUCCUCAACCCGACUGUGUCAAUCGCCAGACUUCGUCCCAUCGAAGUUCCCAACCUUACGGCACUUCCCCCCUGGAAGGCCUUGAUCCGACACGCCACUCCCAACAAAGCCUUUACCGAGGCAGUACGCGAGCCCGAGUCGAUGGAUCAGGGGUUUUACACACAUCUAUUCCAUCUCUACGACGAUGUCUUCGUGGACAUUGAUCAGGAGGGUGGCCGCAUCGCUCUACCUCAGCAUGCGCUGGUCAUGCAGUACAAGAUGUCCCCCACGACCCAGAGAGUUAUCGGCGGAAUGGUUUCGGUUCUUGGAGGAUUGAUUUCCGUUGCAGUCAGAGCCGGGGAAGGUUCGUUCAACUGA